AUGGCGCAUACUAUGGCUCUCGCCGCCGGGGAGCUCAACGCGUUGCCGACGCAGCUCGUGACCGAGGGGAGGGAGUCGGCGGCACGUCUGCACGAUCUCCUGAUCGGAUGCGUACAGGCGACGGCGGCCGGCUCGACGGGCUCGUCGACGCUCUACGACACUGUGGCUCUCGCCGAGCAGAUCCUCCUUUGCUUCGACUGCGCGCUCGCCAAGCUGCACGCCGUCGCCGCCGGCGCGGAGGAGGACGACGCUGCUGCCAGAAGCGGCGGGAAGCGCAAGCCGGAGCGCCGUUCGGCUGGCGCCGCACCGAGUUCCAAAAGGAUCAGGGCGAGCAAUGGUGGAGGAAAUGGAGGAAGGGUUCAGAGGAAAGCCACCAUGGAUGACAACUUCCUAUGGAGGAAGUACGGGCAGAAGGAGAUCAAGAACAGCAAGUACCCGAGGUUCUACUACCGGUGCAGCUACAAGGACGACCAUGGCUGCCCGGCGACGAAGCAGAUCCAGCAGUCGGAAACCGACCCCUCCUUCGACAUCACCUACUUCGGCGAGCACACCUGCCGCCCGGGUAAUGACGACGCCGCCGCCGCGAUCGUUGACUCCAGCGAGGAGCUGUCGGCGGCGCAGCUGGUCAUCAGCUUCGCUAAUUCCAGCGGCGAUGCUUCCGUAUGCUGGCCGUGCUCCGGCGACGACGCCCGGAUCAAAAGCGAUUCAUCGCAGGAUUCGAGCUUGCCGUGCACAGUCAACGUGUAUGAUGAACCGAUCAUGGAGUCAACGCCGCCGGUGCCGGGGCUCCCGGACCUGAAACCCAUGGAUGGGUUCCUCCUGGACGGCGAGAGCUUGUUUGACAUGGAUGAACUCAUCUACUUUCAUGAGCUCUCAGCUGCUCUUGGUCUACUUGAUCGAGACGACGGCGCGCCAGUACAGAGUUAUAGAUAAAAUUUCACCAGCUAUCUGGAUUAGAAUUUUUUUUUCAGGUAUUCGCGAAUUUGCAGUAGUUCUAAUUACGGUUAUUAAUUAUUAAUUAAUCGGGUCAUGUAGAAAUCGCCGGGAAGCAAUGUUGGUUUGUGAAUCAUGAGCACUCACCAGUCACUCAGGCUUCUCAGAUAUAUGAGGUGAUGCAUGUAAUAAUUAAAAUGCUCCUUGAUGAGGAUUAUAUAAUUAACUUAGGCACUUGCACAUUUACGGCAUACCAUUCGAGUUUGAAGUGUCUAGAAGU
This is a messenger RNA of Oryza brachyantha (malo sina), 1213 nucleotides long. Its product is annotated as WRKY DNA-binding transcription factor 70-like. Gene Ontology annotation, molecular function: sequence-specific DNA binding; DNA-binding transcription factor activity. Lineage: Eukaryota; Viridiplantae; Streptophyta; Magnoliopsida; Poales; Poaceae. Bases 1 to 933 code for a protein of 310 amino acids. The transcript is spliced from 2 exons. The record is from RefSeq and is a predicted model, not a curated record. Gene Ontology annotation, biological process: regulation of DNA-templated transcription.